This is a messenger RNA of Sorex fumeus (smoky shrew), 3494 nucleotides long. RefSeq names its product mannosidase beta (gene MANBA). Gene Ontology annotation, biological process: glycoprotein catabolic process; carbohydrate metabolic process. The transcript is spliced from 17 exons. Gene Ontology annotation, molecular function: beta-mannosidase activity. The record is from RefSeq and is a predicted model, not a curated record. Lineage: Eukaryota; Metazoa; Chordata; Mammalia; Eulipotyphla; Soricidae. The coding region runs from base 693 to 3350 and encodes 885 amino acids.
CAGUCCCGGGUCCAGCAGCCCCGCAUCCUGCAGCCCUGGGUCCAGCAGCCUCCAGGUCCAGCUGCUCGGCGUCCAAAAGCCCCGGGUCUAGCAGCCCCGCAUCCUACAGCCCCGGGUCCAGAAGCCUCCAGGUCCAGCAGCCCCGGGUCCAGCAGCCUCCAGGUCCAGCAGCCCCGGGUCCAGCAGCCCCGCAUCCUGCAGUCCCGGGUUCAGCAGCCUCCAGGUCCAGCUGCUCGGCGUCCAGCAGUCCCGGGUCCAGCAGCCUCCGGGUCCAGCUGCUCGGCGUCCAGCAGCCUCCGGGUUCAGCUACUCGGCGUCCAGCAGCCCGAGGUCCAGCAGCCCCGCCUGCAACAGUCCAGGGUCCAGCAGCCCCGGUCCCAGCGGCCCCGCGUCCAGCGAUCCCGCGUCCAGCGGCCUCGGGUCCAGCAGCCCCGCUUGCAGCAGCCCCGGGUUUAGGGACCCCGCGUCCAGCGGCCCGGGGUCGAGCAGCCCCGGUCCCAGCGGCCCCGCUUGCAGCGGCCCCGGUCCCAGAGGCCCUGCGUGCAGCGGCCCCGGGUGCAGCGGCCCCGGGUCCAGCAGCCCCGCGUCCAGCAGCCCCGCGUCCAGAAGCCCCGCGUCCAGCGGCCCCGGGUCCAGCGACCCCGCGAGCAGCGACCCCGCGUGCAGCGGCCCCGGCCGGGCGGCGCCGCAGCAUGUUCCCCCGCUCGCGGCGGCGGCCGGCGCUGCUCUGGCCGCUGCUGCUCGCGCUGUGCCGGGCGCUGGCCGGGGCCGCGGCGGGCAGCUACAGCCUGGCGGGCACCUGGACGCUGCGCAGCGCGAACGGCUCCGUGGAGCUGCCGGCGGCCGUGCCGGGCUGCGUGCACACGGCCCUGUGGCGGCGGGGCCUCACCCAGGACCCUUACUAUAGGUUCAAUGACCUGGAGUCCAGGUGGAUCGCCCUGGACAGCUGGACCUACAGCAGGGCCUUCACGCUCCCUGCCGAGCUCAGGAAAUGGAAGAAUAUCUACCUGAUCUUUGAGGGAGUGGAUACGGUGGCCCAGAUUGUGCUGAAUAAUGUCACUCUCGGAAAGACAGACAACAUGUUCGUCAGAUAUAGCUUCGAUGUCAGUGGUGUGGUGCGGGCCGAGAAUUGGCUGGAGGUGCGCCUGCAGUCGCCCGUGCGCUAUGCUGCCCAGCAGAGCGCCGCCUACCCUGGCCCUGUGCCGCCGGCCUGCCCCCCGCCCGUGCAGAAGGGCGAGUGCCACGUGAACUUCAUCCGGAAGGCGCAGUGCUCCUUCAGCUGGGACUGGGGCCCCUCCUUCCCCACCCAGGGCAUCUGGAAGGGGGUGAGGCUGGAGGGCUUCAGCGGCUGCCGCCUGGAUCACCUCACAUUCGCACCGCUGUACAACGUGUCUUCACGGGCGUGGCGUCUUGAAGUUGAAGCCUCCUUUGACGUGGACAGCACGAAGCCGCUCAGUGGCCUUGCAGUCGUCACCGUCCCUGAGCUGCAGACACAGCAGAAACUCGCCAUUGAGCUUCAGUCUGGAAAAAGUCUCAUGGAGUUGUCAGUGCCCAUCAGCCCCAAUAUUAGCGUUGAGACUUGGUGGCCUCACGGGUACGGGAACCAGACGGGCUACAACAUGACCGUUGAGUUUGUGCUGGAUGGAGACACCCGGAUCACAGAGUCGGCUAGGGUUUAUUUUCGGACCGUGGAGCUUGUGGAAGAGAAGAUAGAAGGGUCCGAGGGCCUGAGCUUCUACUUCAAGAUUAACGGCGUCCCCAUAUUCCUGAAGGGCUCCAACUGGAUCCCGGCGGAUUCUUUCCAGGACAGGGUGACGCCUGCCCUGCUGCGGCGCCUCUUGCAGUCCGCAGUGGACGCGAACAUGAAUGUGCUCCGGGUCUGGGGAGGCGGCGUUUACGAGCAGGACGAGUUCUACAGACUCUGCGACGAGCUGGGGAUCAUGGUGUGGCAGGACCUGAUGUUCGCCUGUGCCCUGUACCCCACGGAUGAGGCCUUCCUAAACUCCGUGCGUGCCGAGGUCGCCCAUCAGGUCCAGAGGCUGAAGCCGCACCCCUGCGUCAUCGUCUGGAGCGGCAACAAUGAGAAUGAGCUGGCGCUGAUGGACGACUGGUUCCACACGGGGGACAGGGCUGCCGCCUUCCGGGCCGACUACGUGACGCUCUACGUGAAGAACAUCCGCGCCCUCGUCCUGUCGGGAGACGGAACGCGUCCGUUCCUCCCCUCCAGCCCCACGAAUGGCGCGCGGUCGGAGGCCGAGGGCUGGCUGUCGGAGCACCCGGACAGCAGCCUCUAUGGGGACACGCACUUCUACGACUACGCACGUGACUGCUGGGACUGGCGCAUCUUCCCCCGGGCGCGGCUGGUGUCCGAGUACGGCUACCAGUCCUGGCCGUCCCUCAGCUCGCUGCAGCAGGUCUCUGCACCCGAGGACUGGUUCUCCGGCAGCUCGUUCCUCGCCCACCGGCAGCAUCGUCAGAACGGCAAUGAGGAGAUGCUGAAGCAGGUGGCCCAGAAUUUCAACCUGUCCCAGAGCAGAGACCCGCUGCGCCAUCUCCGAGAGACCAUCUACCUGACCCAGGUGAUGCAGGCCCAGUGCGUGAAGACCGAGACCGAGUUCUACCGGCGCAGCCACAGCGAGCUGGAGGCCGGCCAGGGCCACACCAUGGGAGCCCUCUACUGGAUGCUCAACGACAUCUGGCCGGCCCCGUCCUGGUCCUCGCUCGAGUACGGAGGCAAGUGGAAGAUGCUGCACUACUUCGCCCGCCGCUUCUUCUCGCCGCUGCUGCCGGUGCCCGUGGAGCGGGACGGGGCGCUGCUGGUGUUCGGGCUGUCGGACCUGCGGGCACCCGCCAGCGUCCAGCUGCAGGUGCAGCUGCUGGCCUGGAGCUCUCUGCAGCCCCGCUGCUCGCUCAGCCUGGAGCCCACCACGCUGCAGCCCGGAGCCGCAUCGCUGCUUCUGCGGGAGCCGCUGCGCCCCCUGCUGGCACGCUGCGGGAACUGCACGCGCAGGGCCUGCCUGGUGCAGGUGCAGUUGUGGGCGGGGGCUGAGCCCUGGGGUCCCGACAACCACCUCCUCCUGUCUCGGCCCAGGGACUCAGAGGGACUGCGCCCCCCAAGCAUCACUGUGGACAUCUCUCAGCACGGAGACACGUUUGCCUUCGUCCUGGAGACUCAGGCUGUGGCCGCCUUCGUGUGGCUGGACGUGGGGGCCAUCCCCGGGCGGUUCAGUGACAACGGCUUCCACCUGACUCAGAGGGCCCGGCUGGUGCACUUCCUGCCCUGGGCGCCCACCAGCGUCGGGGACCUGCGGAGGGAGCUCCGCGUGACCUCGCUGGCCGAUGUCUCCUGAGACGCCCGCAUCUCCUGGCCUGCACCAUGGCCACUCUCUGGCCCCUGGACAUCACUCCGGAGGUGGGAUUGCUCGGGUCAGUGCCGUGAGCUCACAGAAUCCUGUGACCACUGGGCGGGGCCGAGGGUCACCGUCCCUGCCGCU